This is a messenger RNA of Gongylonema pulchrum, 345 nucleotides long. The record is from the annotation of a GenBank genome assembly. Lineage: Eukaryota; Metazoa; Nematoda; Chromadorea; Rhabditida; Gongylonematidae.
AUGAUCGCACCGGCGAGCCUGCAUGAAUUACCUAAUGCACUACGGCUUACGGUAUCCCAUAGGACCGAACGCAGUACAUUUUUCGCUAUCGGAGUUAAACCAGAACUUGAACAGACACCAAAUAUGGCGUUACUGUCACUCAAAAAGAUAGGUAUUGGACGAUCGAUUGUAUGGUCCGAAUCGGCAGCACCGGAGCUGCAGGGAGCCGGUGAAGAAAUAAACGGUGAACAGGUCAUUGUUGCAUUCUACAGACCCGCUGGGAACAACAACCGAAUCGGUCAGUUUGCUCUGAAUGUACAAAAACCCGAAGAAAGCAUUCUACAGGAAAAUGAGGAACCGGAAUAA